AUGAGAGCACCAAAUUAUGUUGUGGUAAAUUACGUAUUUCGUGAUACCGAACAUUCCAUAUCACUUGAAAUCGAUGACAAUUUAUUAGUCAUUGAAAUUGAAGAAAAAGCCACACUAGAUCAAUGGCAUGGAGAAUUCGAUGUCGAAUAUGUUGAAGAGCUUACCCGUAAAACUGGAAAUUUUAAACAGUUUCCUAUUUUUGUAAAUAUGUUAAAAAGUGCCCUACUAAAGUCGUCUGAUUCCGUUUCUUUGGAUUUACUAACUUAUACCGAUUUGGAACUGCUACGCAAUCGUAAACUUGGUAUAAACACCGCAAAUACAUCUCACCCUCCUUCAACCAGUUUAGCUAAUAAAAGAUAUAUUAUCUUAACAUAUACAGUCGAAUUUGAUAGAAUUCAUUAUCCAUUGCCCCUACGUUAUCAAGGUAAACCCGAUCCUGCAUUACUGCAAGAAACAAUUAGAAAUUUAAGAGAAGAAAAUAGACAAUUACAAGCUAAGACAAAUCGCUCUAGCUCUUAUAGAAAUAGCGACGUAAUCAAGAUGCAAAAACAGAUAGAUAAAUUAAAACAAGAGAAAGAGGAAAUCGAAGAAGCUUUCAUUGAAUACAGGCGAGAAAUAGAGAGUACUUCGAAGGCUGAUAUUACGAAAGAAAUCAAGGUACUUAAAAAAAUAAUUAAAAAUCUUGAACAAGAAUUACUGAAGGAAAAAUCAAGGCAUCACCAUGUUUCUAAUAAAAGGAGCAAAGAGUAUCGUAGCUUAAUGGAAGAGAUAGAAGCACUGCGAUCAAGUGAGCGAAAUCUGCGAGUUCGAUGUAAAAGUCUGAGUAAUGAAUUGGCAUUGCUAAAAAAUGACAGACGACGAUCGAUACCGUCUAAAUCUCGCUCACGUACCCACUCUCGCGACAAUUCCGUACCUAGAAAUACAUCUAGAUCAAGAGCUUCUGUAUCCGUAGAAAGGCAUACCCCUAAGAUAUCGAAUGUAUCUCGAAGAAAAAAUUGGUCUCCCUCUCCAUCAGGUAAACCACAAUCUAUCACUAAGUUGCUAACGUCAUUUUGUGAGAUGGAGCUAGAUACCCAAGAUUUGAUCCGACUGCGUAUCCCUUUUAGCCGUUACGAUAGUUAUCAACAUGAUAUUUAUGCUAGCUUAUGGUCCUGUGUAGCUAUUUCCAAUAGUCGAAGAGUAAGCCAAAAACAAGGAGAAUAUCGGCCGCCGAGAUCUAGGUCAAAUUCAUAUGAGCGACCACAUCGUUCAUCAUCAUUACCACGACAACAAUCUGGUGUUAGAUCGAGAAAUUCUUCAGUGGCUAGUAGUAGUAGCCGAGCAUCUCGAGGAUCCGUAGGAACGAAUUCUGAUCAUUCUUUUCGUGGCUUGCGUAAUAAAUCAGUUGAAAGACAUAAAAACCGAUCAAGCACACCCCAAAGAAGCAAAGCUGACUAUUCAAGGAAAGUAAAUAAGAAAAAUAAAGAUUCCAUGUCUAGAAGAGUUACGGAAAGCAACAACAUCGAAAAGUCUGCCAAUAUGUCAGAUAUAGAUGCACGAUUAGCUGCUCUUCAGAGCUUUUUAUACACGCGCCAGUCGAAUUCAUCAAGAUGA
This is a messenger RNA of Trichoplax adhaerens, 1593 nucleotides long. RefSeq lists its product as uncharacterized. The transcript has 14 exons. Gene Ontology annotation, cellular component: centrosome. NCBI's taxonomy places the organism in Eukaryota, Metazoa, Placozoa, Uniplacotomia, Trichoplacea, Trichoplacidae. Bases 1 to 1593 code for a protein of 530 amino acids. The record is from RefSeq and is a predicted model, not a curated record.